UUUUUUCUUUAUAAUGUCUGAUGUGGUUUUUUCGUCAAGUGAUUUGAUUCGACAACUUGGAGAAAUUCCGCCUGAAUAUAUUGGGAAAGAAAGAUUUAACAGAUUGAUAAAAAUUUGUGGAAGAUUGUCACUUCGCGCAAAAGAUGGAAACAUUACUGGAGGUCAAUUUCAAAUGGCUUGCGGUCCUGUUUCUGGGCGAAUAGAUGAUAUUUGUACUCAAAUUGAUGAUGAAAUUAGUAAAGCUGAGGAAGAGAAGAAAAAAAUUAUUGAGCGUGAAGCAACGAGUACAUCUAAACAAAAACCAAGAAAACGGAAGAAGAGUAUUCAAUAUAAUUCAUUAACUACUCAAAUGCCGGAUCCACUUCCUGUUGGACUUUCUUUAGAUAGAACUCCAUUCUGGUUCAUGGAAUAUCCUCAUUAUGUUAUUCAGUUGGCAAAAGAUUUGGAAUGUGAACAAGUGUUUGCUUUUGAUUUGGAGAGAACAAUUCCUUUUCGUCAUGGCACGAAUAGUAAAGUGUGUUUACUACAAAUCUCUACACAAAAUAAGGAUUUUGUAAUCGACACAUUGGCAAAUGGAAUGAAAAGUGCCGUUACUAAUUAUCUCAAACAAGCUUUUGAAAAUCCGCAGAUUAUUAAGAUUGUCCACGGCAAUGAUGAUGCAAAAUGGUUAAGAACCGUUUUCGACAUUAAAAUUAAAAAUGUUUUCGAUACCAGCACCUCUCGUUGUAAUCUGCAACAACUUGUUUAUAUUGCUUGCGGUAUUAAAUUGGAUAAACGAUAUCAAACUGCGGAUUGGAUGAGACGCCCUCUAAGUCGAGACAUGGUUGAAUAUGCUCGAUUGGAUACGCAUUAUUUAAUCAAUUGCUGGCAGUAUUUAAUGAAAACAAGCCGUAGUUUAUCAAAUUAUUCAGUAAUUUAA
Molecule: messenger RNA, 919 nt
Organism: Meloidogyne enterolobii
Lineage: Eukaryota; Metazoa; Nematoda; Chromadorea; Rhabditida; Meloidogynidae
Source: the annotation of a GenBank genome assembly